This is a messenger RNA of Monodelphis domestica (gray short-tailed opossum), 3384 nucleotides long. RefSeq names its product embigin (gene EMB). The record is from RefSeq and is a predicted model, not a curated record. Lineage: Eukaryota; Metazoa; Chordata; Mammalia; Didelphimorphia; Didelphidae.
UCUACACUUCCUCCUUAGUCAAACUGCGGAGUCCGUCCCGUAGGUGGGUACCCGGGCACUAGCGAGCGACAACCUUCUGUCCAGUAGGACCUGCUGAAGUGAACAGUGCCUUCAGGGCUCAUCGAGGGUACUCUGCAGUGAGUUAACCAGCACCAUGCGCUCCUCUCCGGAGGUUCUCUGGGCCCCUCUGUCUCUCAGUUUCCUCCUGUACGUGGCUGGUCCGUGCUUUUCUGAAGGCACUACCACAGAUGCAGAUUUCACAACUGAAAUUCCCACUGAAGAAACCAUAAGCAUGGACAAGGAAAAUGUGACAAGUUCAACUGGAUUUUACCCAGAACUGAUCUCUAUGGAGGCAAGCCUCCUUGUAAUGGGAACAUCUGAUGUACCAGUGGAAAAAAAUGUGACUGUAGGAAACCCUGCUAACAUAGAACUAAAAUGUAACUUCAGUACCACCCAGAAACCACAUUCAAUGUAUGCGGUUUGGAAAAAAGGAAAUGACGUGAUCAAUAGAACAAGUAACGUCCAAGUAAUUGACAAUGUCUUGCAAACUUACAUCAGGUUGAUGAUCACUGAGAGAAUGCAUUUGGGAAGCUACUCUUGUAUUAUUGAAGAAGCAAAUGUACAAAAGGGCAUAUUUAACCUUGAAGUUCCUGUAGUUUAUACAAAAGAAAAACCAUUGGUGAAUUAUGAACGGGAUUCUGUUGUUUUGUACUGUAACACUAAAACAUAUGUCCCUUCAGAGUGGAUCUGGUAUUCUAGUAAUGGAAGUGAAAAGGUUCCCAUUGACAUUGAUGUGAAAGACAAAUAUGAAAUCCUACCAUCUACACUUAAUGAAACAAAGAUAAAGAUAAAGCAUCUUAAAGCGACAGAGAGUGGAUUGUACUGGUGCCAUGCCAUAUUCCCUCUAGGAGAAAGUGAAGGAAAGCAGUUCCUAAAAGUGCUAACCUACCUGGUGCCACUCAAACCAUUUCUUGCCGUAACUGCUGAAGUUAUAAUUUUAGUAACUGGCAUUUUUCUCUAUGAGCAUUACACCAAAAAGAAACAGAUGCCCUCAGAAGAUGGAAAAGAUUUUGAACAAUCCGAGCGUCUAAAAUCUGAAGAUCACAAUGGGGUACAAAAAGAUGAGCACAGAACCAGACACAGAAAGAGUGAAGCCAGUGUGAAUUUCUGCUCCAAUUAAAGGAAAUUUCAAGCCAACAAAAGAAAAAUUAUUUAAUAAUGAAGAAUCCUGGGAAGCUGUGUUCACAGAUGCACAUUCCAAGUUUGUUUAUGCUUUCUCUCAAGGUUAUACGGUUUUUCUUGUUGUUGCUUUAAAAAAUUAGAUACUAUGCAAUAGAAAAAUGACACCAUCCCUGUGUUUGAUAAAUUAUUUUAUAAAUAGUGUAUACUUAUUCCAGAGUUGCAGACAUUUUCAUGCUGUGAUUAUUUCACAUUAUUAGUGAAAAGCAAAAGUAUUAUUACUCUUUGGAUUUGCACGUAUUAACACUUUUUAAAAAAAUAAUGUUGGUCAGCAGGGUUUCCCUCAGCCUUAUGAAAAUCUUGGCUUUUUGCUCGUUUUCAAAGAACACAUAGAACAGAUACCAGCAAAAAUCUUUAAUAUAUAUUUGUGCAUUAAAUAAAUAAAAAACCAAAGAUAUCAUUAAAGGGAAUGCCUUUGCCAUGUAUCUUAAUAAAAUUUUUAAAUAUUUUGAAAAGAUAAUAAAAUAUAGAAUGCCUAUUUAGAAAAAUAUGAUUUAAAGGGUCACACAAUGAAAAUUUAUUUUCAGUUGAGAAAAAGAGGCAGCAUGUCAUAUUGGACAGAAAACUAACCUUGAAGCCAGGACAGGGUUCAACUCUGAUGAAGAGUGUCUCUGGGAUCCAAGUUCCCCAACUUCUCAGUGGUUGAGGCAACAUUUUAAGGCCAAAAGUUGCAUAGAAAGUGCCAACAUCCAUUGGUAGAGUUUAGUUAAUUGAGAGUUUUCUAUGCUAGUGAAAUCACAUGGUCCCUAUUCCCUUCCCUAACUGGGAAAGCAAUGCUUUCUUCUUUCUAAAAGAUCAUAGACUAUUUCCUUUUAAAAAUACCUUUUUACCUGUAAUCUUAGUACAAACAAAUAUGGAAACAAAUCAAUUAAAUGUCUAUCAUGUCACUCUAAAAUUAAGGUCAAUAUCUGUCAUUUUCCGUCUCUCACCUUCUCACUUUGGAUCACAUUGUUCCCAAGUUUUAAUGUGGAGGCAUUUGAAACUCAAAGACCAUCAUUUUGGACCUACUAGAACCAUUUAGACCCAGAGAUUUUGGACUUCAUAUGUGACUAGCCUGGACUGCUCUUUGGAUAGAUAUUAGAUUUGUUAUGUAGCAUCUCUAUCAGAGAUGACUGCUCCGAUAUAUCUUUUAAUAUGUGAUUUCCCCACAUCCCUGACUUGCUCCAAAGGACUGAGACUGUACACAUUGUAUGUAUUUGCUACAUCUCACACAGUGGAAUAUCGGGCUAGUUCCCCAGGUAUUAUUUUUUUUCCCCAGCCUACAUGAGCUUUAAAAUUUCAGUUACUAAUCUAAAUAGUUAUUCAGUCUAUCAAUAAACAUUUAUUAAGUGCCUCCUUUGUUCUAGACACUGUGUUAAUACAAAGAUAAGAGACAAAAGUCUCUGCCCCCAAGGAGCUAAGAAAAUAUUUGUUAUAUAUUCAAUAUACCUCUGUACAGUUCCUUUGGCUGACAGAUGUUAUGGCAUCCAUAGUGAACCAGUGUACUUUUAAGGGCAUAAAGUAGUUCAUUUCUUUGCUUCCUUAAAAAGAAUUCUUCUUUUAAAAGUGCUUCCUUAAAAAAACAAAACAAAACUUUUUGUUGUUUUUUUGUUGGUUGACAUGUUUUUGUUAAAGAUAUUAUUGGUAUUGUUUUACAUAUAUAUCUCCAAAUAUUUACCUAUUCUAUAUACUCCAAAUCAAACGGAAGAUGAAUUUACAUGUCAUUAAUAUAAGGGUCUUUGAUUUUAAUAUGUUAUGUUUGAGUAACAUUUCAUUUUGCUUAUUUUUUACUCUUUGUAUGUUACAUAUGUCUUGUCUAGUUGUUUCUGACAACAAAAAUGUCAGUUCCUCUCUUUUUAAAUGUAUUGUAGUUAAAACAUUAUAAUUCUUAGACCUUCAUAGCAAUACAGUUUGGAUUUUGUUCUGUUAUUUAGCCUUAAACACUCUUAAAACUAAAAUAAUUCUCCAGAGACAGUCUUUUAUCAGUCACUCAAUAAGUAUCAGUUAAUGAUUGCACAUGUAAAAUCUAUAUCAAAUUCCUACUGUCUCAGGAAGGGGAGAAAGGCGGGAGGGAGGGGAAGAAGUUGGCAAAAUGUUAGAAAACAAAUGUGGAAAAUAGUUUUUACAUGUAAUUGGAAAAAAUAAAAUCUAACUGAAAGAAAAAAA